AGCGCUUCUUAAAGAAGACCACCACGAAUACCUCCUUGCCGGUAAUCUAACAAAAAUAUCUACGUCCCAGUUCUCUUUGCCCAUCGAAAUCUAGCGUCUUUAAACCAAAUGCAUCUUCUGGACUUGCCUGUGGACUUGCUUCAGUUAGCUGCUGAUUUCCUGGACGCGGAGAAAGACAUCAACUCGUUCGCUCAAAUUAACCGGCAGAGUUAUUCUGUCCUCAACCCUUACCUAUAUCGGCGUAAUUCGCUGAAGUUGGGGAGUUCCGCGCUGUUAUGGGCUGCCCAGCGAGGGAGUGGGGGGACGGCUCGAGCCUGCCUUUCAGAAGGAGCUGAUGUUGCAGCGUUCGAUAAGUUCGGCAGAACACCACUAUUCUUGGCUGCGUCGAAGGGCAGUGAGGAGGUGGUAAAGGUGCUACUUGCGACAAGGCAGGUGGACGCCAACUCGAAGGACUGCUUUGGCUGCACACCGUUAACCGGCGCUGCAUCAUAUGGGCACGAGGCAGUGGUGAGGCUGUUACUUGCGACGGCGACGGUCGAUGCGGACUGGAAGGACAACUUCGGAUUUACACCAUUGAAUUAUGCUGCAUCAUGGGGGCACAAGGCAGUGGUGAGGCUGUUGGUUGCGACUGGGAAGGUUGACGCGGACUUGAAGGACAACUACGAUUGCACACCGUUAUCUAUAGCAGUGUCGAAAGGCGAUAAGGCAGUGGUGACACUGUUAUCUGCGACAAGGAGGUUCGAUAUGGACUCAACGGACUUGUUAUGAGAUUUCUAUUAUGAGGCUAUUCCCACAUUGAUGCUUUACGGGAUGCAGAAGCCUGAGGUGCCUUCCUCAAGGCAUCCCACGACGGAAGGGUACUGGUCUUUAGUUCUGUACUCAUACGAAUAGGUACAAUGCGAAGUAUUAUUACUAUGUAUAUGCCAAACGGG
Penicillium brasilianum is the source of this 932-nucleotide messenger RNA. Lineage: Eukaryota; Fungi; Ascomycota; Eurotiomycetes; Eurotiales; Aspergillaceae. The record is from the annotation of a GenBank genome assembly.